Messenger RNA from Oreochromis niloticus (Nile tilapia), 2171 nucleotides. RefSeq lists its product as uncharacterized. NCBI's taxonomy places the organism in Eukaryota, Metazoa, Chordata, Actinopteri, Cichliformes, Cichlidae. Gene Ontology annotation, molecular function: nucleic acid binding. Gene Ontology annotation, biological process: DNA integration. The record is from RefSeq and is a predicted model, not a curated record. The coding region runs from base 69 to 2138 and encodes 689 amino acids. The transcript has 2 exons.
CAGACAAUCGACUGAUUAAUGUGAUCUAUGCUGUGAAAGGCUGAUAAAAAGGCAUUCCCUAUGCGUCCAUGAAGGCAAUAUGUGCAGUUUCAUACCUCAAGGUCACCACUGGGGAUGGCAAGACAGAGGUUGGGUUUGCCCUAGGUAAGGCACGACUCGCUCCACAGCCAGAACUCACUGUACCUAGGCUCGAACUCUGCGCCGCAGUAAUGGCGGUUGAAAUGGCAGAGGUCAUAUGUGAAGAGAUUGAUCACCCUAUAGACAAAACUAGUUUCUAUACAGACAGCAAGGUGGUUCUUGGUUAUAUUCAUAACCAAUCCAGACGUUUUUAUGUCUAUGUAAACAAUCAUGUGUGUCGUAUUAGAGAGUCAACUACUCCAGAGCAAUGGCAUUUCGUUACGACCGACCAGAAUCCUGCUGACCACGGCUCACGAUCAGUUCCAGCUGCUGAGUUAGAACACACGACAUGGUUCACAGGUCCAGCGUUUCUCCAGUGCCCUUCAUACAUCCAUCUAGAGCAGACUGAUUACAAAUUGCUGGACCCAGACAACGACGCAGAGGUAUGCCCAGAGGUAAAGACGCUUUGCACUAACAUAACAAAGGAAGUUUUGGGCUCAGGACGUUGGGAGCGUUUCUCCACAUGGUGCUCACUUCGGAAAACCAUGUCAAACUUGAUUCACAUCGCACAAUGCUUUUCACAAUCAAACGUUGAGCCAAACUGUAAAGGAUGGCACAUUUGUAAAACGGCCAUCACCCCAGAACUGUUAGAUCAAGCAGAGACAAUGAUCAUUAAAAAUGUGCAGUUCGAAACAUAUGCAGACGAGAUAAAGCGGAUCUCUGAAAAACAGAACCUCCCUAAAAACAGCCCACUGGUAAAACUAAACCCUGUGAUUGGAAGUGACAAUCUGCUGAGAAUUGGUGGUCGCAUUAAUCGUGCGGGGCUGGGAGUAAAAGACACCAACCCUGUAAUCUUGCCAGGCAGUCACUACAUCACUACCCUCCUUGUGCGCCACCACCAUGAGAAAGUAAGCCAUCAAGGCAGGCAUUUUACAGAGGGCGCUGUCCGAGAAAGUGGCUUGUGGAUUGUAGGAGGGAAAGGAUGCAUUAGCAGAGUCAUAAGUAAAUGUGUGACAUGCAAGAAGCUGAGAGGGAAGUUUGAGGAGCAAUUAAUGAGUGAUUUGCCUGUAGAUCGCCUCCAAGUUGAGCCCCCCUUUUCUUACGUGGGCAUGGACAUGUUUGGCCCAUGGGAAGUAACUACAAGGCGAACAAGAGGGGGACAAGCAAACAGAAAGCAGUGGGCAAUAUUAUUCACGUGCCUGUGUACAAGGGCUGUCCACAUUGAAGUAGUGGAGGAGAUGAGCUCUUCAAGUUUCAUUAACGCACUGAGGCGUUUCUUUGCCCUCCGAGGACCCGCAAAACAACUGCGCUCGGACUGCGGCACUAAUUUCAUUGGUGCUCACAAAGAGAUGGCCACAAAUGCACCAGAGAAAGACAAAGUGCAACACUUUCUGCAGGACCAGAAGUGUUCCUGGGUUUUCAAUCCUCCCCAUUCUUCCCACAUGGGGGGAGUAUGGGAACGGAUGAUUGGUUUAGCACGGCGAAUACUUGAUAACAUGCUGCUGCAAACUGGUCAUGUUCAACUCACUCAUGAGAUUUUGACCACAUUUCUUGCAGAAGUCACAGCUAUAUUAAAUGCACGACCGUUGUUGCCAGUAUCAUCAGACCCAGAACAUCCUCACAUUCUCUCACCGGCGAUGCUGCUGACACAAAAGACUGGAGUUGUACCCACCAUCUGUGAUGAUGUAGGACCCAAAGAAAUGCUCAGAAGCCAUUGGAAGCGGGUUCAGUCCCUUGCAGACACUUUCUGGAGCAGAUGGCGCAAGGAGUAUCUGCACAGCCUCCAAAUUCGUCAAAAGUGGCACCACAAGAACAUUGACAUUAAACAGGGAGAUGUCGUUCUCCUCAAGGACAAACAAACAAGAAGAAAUGAGUGGCCAAUGGGCGUAAUAGUAAAGACAGUUGCGAGUGAAGAUGGAAUCAUCAGAAAGGCCGAAGUUAGAGUUGCUUCCAAGGGAAAUGUUAAGACUUAUUAUAGACCCAUUUCUGAAAUGGUUUUUCUGUUAUCUAGUGAUGUUUAGAUAUCUGCUGUGGUAUCCCUAAGAUACCAGGCG